Molecule: messenger RNA, 1157 nt
Organism: Schistocerca gregaria
Lineage: Eukaryota; Metazoa; Arthropoda; Insecta; Orthoptera; Acrididae
Exons: 3
Coding region: 1-1110 (369 amino acids)
Source: RefSeq, a predicted model, not a curated record
AUGGUAGAACAGACAUCCCAUCACAUCACUCUGUGCGUUUCAGAUAAAUAUGACCUGGCAGCAAUCAAACUACAAGCAGAGAAAAUAUGGAUAGAUCAGAAGUGUAUUGCAGAGCUCGUCAUUCACAUAUCUCCGACGAAUGCGCCUGACACCAAUGCAGAUGUAUCGCCUCUUAUUCAACUUUUCCAGAAUCAACAACUGACACUGGAUAAAAUAGCUAAUAGCCAAUUCUGGCUCAAAACGUCCCUUCCAGACGAGGCUUGUUUCUCCCACUUCCCGCUCUUUCCUCAAGUUCUCCCUGUUUCUAAGUUAUAUGCUCUAUUAUUUCCGAACCACCGAUGUCAACUUCUGGCAAAUAGCUUCGAAAUCUUCAUCAACAUCCAAAAUGCCUACGAACGCGCUCUUGAAUUCUGUACCACAAAAAACUCCAUCAAAACUAAGGUAAAAAAACAGCUUGAUAAAAUCAAAAAUUCGGUCACCAGAUUUUCAAUCGAUACGAUGGACAUGCUCAACCCAAGGUUACCAAGCGGUCAAGUGUACCAGGAAAAAUAUGUGCUGAUGAACUACUAUGCUACCAUCAAUAUGAUCAGAAUUUACGAAUAUUCAAUUCUGGAUUUGUUAUUGAUACCGGAUGAAUAUCAGUCCGGGUUUGUCAUUCAGUUUGUAGAUCGCAUCAAGAACUGGCAGACAGACCUAAGGCUAAAUGCUGAUCUCGUGCAAUCGUGCUUUUUGGACUCUCUUCUUGAUUCAUGGGCGACCGCAUAUAAAUCGCUCAUUCCGAAAAUGAAUUCAAACACUAUUACGGUUACAGACAACUGGCCAACGGAUCAAGUAUUGGAAAUUUAUUGCAAGCAGUCUCGAGCGUUUGUAAAUAUACAAGAACUUUGUUGUGCCAACCGGCUAAAAUGUCAAAACAGAGAACUCAAGAGUGGUCAGUUUAAAAGAUGCGCUAAGUGUAGAUGGGCUCGGUAUUGCUCACCGGUAUGCCAGGCAAACGAUUGGCCACGGCAUAAGCUAGAGUGCGGCAAGGAACUCACUGAAAAAGAGGCCGAAAAAAUCCUACAUAGACGAAUUCUUAUCAUUGGAUCAGAAAAUGAUAUUAGCAGCUAAAAAAUUGUAUAUAGAUGUUGCAAUUGUGUACCGCCUUUUUCAUUUGA